Messenger RNA from Drosophila novamexicana, 2802 nucleotides. RefSeq names its product DNA replication licensing factor Mcm2 (gene Mcm2). The transcript is spliced from 4 exons. The coding region runs from base 65 to 2722 and encodes 885 amino acids. Gene Ontology annotation, cellular component: MCM complex; nucleus. Gene Ontology annotation, molecular function: ATP binding; single-stranded DNA helicase activity; single-stranded DNA binding. Gene Ontology annotation, biological process: mitotic DNA replication initiation; DNA replication; double-strand break repair via break-induced replication. NCBI's taxonomy places the organism in Eukaryota, Metazoa, Arthropoda, Insecta, Diptera, Drosophilidae. The record is from RefSeq and is a predicted model, not a curated record.
CCAAGCGCAUUGAAAUAGGAAUUAGCAGCAAUUUAAUUAUAAACAGAAAUCGUACACACUAAACAUGGAUAAUCCCAGCUCACCGCCGCCAAAUACGCCCAGCGAUGCCAGCGAGCGUCGCGAUUUGCGCGCAGCGAUGACAUCGCCUGUGGGCGACUUUGAGCCUUUUGAGAAUGAGGACGAGAUCCUUGGCGAUCAGACAGUGCGCGACGAGGAAGAUGAAGACGGCGAGGAGCUGUUUGGCGACAACAUGGAGAACGACUACCGCGAAAUGCCUGAGCUGGAUCACUAUGAUCCUGCCAUGCUGGACGACGAGGAGGACUUCUCAGAGAUGUCGCAGGGCGAGCGCUUUGCAGCCGAGUCGGAAAUGCGUCGACGCGAUCGUGCGGCAGGCAUUCAUCGCGACGAUCGCGACCUGGGCUUUGGUCAGUCCGACGACGAGGAUGAUGUGGGCCCUCGUGCCAAGCGACGUGCCGGCGAGAAGGCAGCUGUGGGCGAAGUAGAAGACACGGAAAUGAUCGAGUCCAUUGAAAACUUGGAGGAUACCAAGGGCCACUCGACCAAAGAAUGGGUGAGCAUGCUUGGUCCGCGUACCGAGAUUGCGAAUCGCUUCCAAUCUUUUCUGCGCACCUUUGUGGAUGAACGUGGCGCAUAUACCUAUCGUGAUCGCAUUCGUCGCAUGUGCGAGCAGAACAAAUCCUCAUUUGUGGUGUCCUACACGGAUUUGGCCAACAAGGAGCAUGUGUUGGCAUACUUUCUGCCCGAGGCGCCAUUCCAGAUGCUUGAAAUAUUCGAUAAAGUGGCCAAGGACAUGGUGCUGUCCAUUUUUCCCACGUACGAACGCGUCACCACGGAAAUUCAUGUCCGCAUAUCGGAGCUGCCGCUGAUCGAGGAGCUGCGCACCUUCCGUAAGCUGCAUCUCAAUCAGCUGGUACGUACCCUGGGCGUGGUGACGGCCACAACGGGCGUGCUACCGCAACUCUCGGUAAUUAAGUACGAUUGUGUCAAGUGCGGCUACGUUUUGGGUCCGUUUGUACAGUCUCAGAACACGGAAGUAAAGCCUGGCUCGUGCCCGGAGUGCCAGAGCACAGGACCCUUUUCCAUCAACAUGGAGCAGACUUUGUAUCGCAACUAUCAGAAAAUUACGCUACAGGAAUCCCCGGGACGCAUACCUGCCGGUCGCAUACCGCGCAGCAAGGACGUCAUUUUGCUCGCCGAUCUGUGCGAUCAAUGCAAGCCCGGCGAUGAACUGGAGGUCACUGGCAUCUAUACAAACAACUAUGACGGCUCGCUUAAUACGGAUCAAGGUUUCCCCGUAUUUGCUACAGUCAUUAUAGCCAACCACGUGGUGGUCAAGGACUCCAAGCAGGUGGUACAAUCGCUGACUGACGAGGACAUUGCCACCAUACAAAAGCUGAGCAAAGAUCCACGCAUUGCCGAGCGUAUUGUGGCAUCCAUGGCGCCAUCUAUUUAUGGUCAUGACUAUAUCAAACGAGCUCUCUCGCUGGCUCUAUUCGGCGGCGAGUCCAAGAAUCCAGGUGACAAGCACAAGGUGCGUGGCGACAUCAAUAUGCUCAUCUGCGGCGAUCCGGGCACGGCAAAGUCCCAGUUCUUAAAGUACACGGAGAAGAUUGCACCACGUGCCGUGUUUACCACCGGUCAAGGUGCUAGUGCUGUGGGUUUGACCGCGUAUGUGCGUCGCAAUCCCGUGUCCAAGGAGUGGACGCUUGAGGCUGGCGCACUAGUGCUGGCCGAUCAGGGCGUCUGCCUGAUCGACGAGUUUGACAAGAUGAACGAUCAGGACCGCACAUCCAUUCACGAGGCCAUGGAGCAACAGACCAUUUCCAUAUCCAAGGCAGGCAUUGUCACCUCACUGCAGGCGCGUUGCACGGUCAUAGCUGCUUCCAAUCCUAUUGGGGGUCGCUAUGAUCCCUCGAUGACCUUCUCGGAAAAUGUGAAUCUCUCGGAACCAAUUCUAUCGCGUUUCGAUAUACUGUGCGUGGUCAAGGAUGAGUUUGAUCCAAUGCAGGACCAGCAGCUGGCCAAGUUUGUGGUGCAUUCACACAUGAAGCAUCAUCCCAGCGAAGAGGAACAACCGGAACUGGAGGAGCCGCAACAUAAGUCUGUGGAGGAGAUACCACAAGACUUGCUACGUCAAUACAUUGUGUAUGCCAAGGAGAAUAUACGACCAAAGCUAACUAACAUUGAUGAGGACAAGAUUGCCAAGAUGUACGCACAGCUGCGUCAGGAGUCCUUUGCGACUGGUUCGCUACCUAUAACGGUACGUCACAUCGAGAGCGUCAUCCGCAUGGCCGAGGCGCAUGCUCGUCUGCAUCUGCGUGAGAAUGUCUUGGAGGCGGAUGUUAGCAUGGCUAUACGCAUGAUGCUCGAGAGUUUCAUUGAGACGCAAAAGUUCAGCGUGAUGAAGAAGAUGCGCAGCACAUUCCAAAAGUAUUUGGCGUUCCAGAAGGAUCACUCUGAACUGCUGUUUUUCAUAUUGCGCCAACUGACACUCGAUCAGCUGGCCUACAUACGCUGCAAGGAUGGUCCCAGCGCCACGCAUGUGGAGAUCAUGGAGCGCGACUUGAUAGAACGCGCCAAGCAGCUGGAUAUCAGCAAUCUAAAGCCAUUCUACGAUUCUGAACUGUUUCGUAGCAAUGGGUUCUCAUAUGAUCCCAAGCGACGCACCAUUUUGCAGAUUGUGGUCGAUGGCGCUGCCUAAAUUACCAAGAGUUUACCUGAACAUAUUCACGAUUUUUAUCUCAUUUAAUCUUAGUAUCACCUUACACGGUUUGUUUCCCA